UAUUAUUCUUUAUGCCUUCCUACAUUUUGUUUAUGCUGCUGAGUGUGAAGUGGCACAGUCAUGUGGAGAUUGCUGGUGCCCACACCAGUGCUAUGUCCUUGGGACCUGAUAGAACUGCUGUGCCCAGUACACCUCCACAGAGGGCACAGGAGGUGCGGGGUGACCUGGGGCAGGGCGGGCACCGCAGUCUCCACACGUGUGAGGUAGAAGAAGCACAGCAGCUGUGCCCGCUGUCAGGCCGGGCAGGGGGGCAGGGAGCAGAGGAGCGGGAUCCGCCCACGUCCUUCUAAGGAAAUGUUUCAUCCGUCUGCCCGAGAUGUGUCUAGAAAGAUCCUAGAGGAGCUGCUCUAAGGCCGGUCACCAGCUAUUCCUGACCGCCGGCGACAUGGCACAAGCCAAGAUCCAAGCGAAGGCUAACGAGGGGCACAAUGGGGGCAAGUUCUGCCGCUCCCAGUCCAUGGCCGCCCGCUCCAGUCACCUGCUAGAGACCCUGGAUGACCUGGAGAUAAGAGUACAAUCCUUGCGCGAUUCAGCAUUUGCUCUGGAGCUGGAGAAAGAGUCUCUAAUAGAGAUCAUUCACAAUGUCAAGAACAGCCAGGACAUGAGGAACAUAAGUGAUGGGGAAAGAGAAGAACUGACAUUAACUGCAGAACGUCUGAUGAACCGCACGGUGACUGUAGAAGUCUCAGUGGAAACCAUCAGAAACCCCCAACAAGCCUCAUCUAUACAGCAAGCCACCCUGAUCAUUGAUGAGAUCCUGAAGAAAGUCAUGGACAACUUGGAAGGUGGAAGGAAACAGCUGAUGUCUCUGUAUGCAGCUUGUACUUCUGAUAGCCCGGCUGCACCCAUUGAUCAGAAAUUCCAGUCCAUCAUUAUAGGAUGCGCUUUAGAGGACCAAAAGAAAAUUAAAAGGAGACUAGAAAAUCUUAUUAGGAACAUUGACAGUUCAGAGAAGUCCAUCACACUGCUGGAGAACCAUAAGCAGAAACCUGUUCCUUUCCAAAACAAUAAAAUAUAAAGCACUCAGACAGGAGGAGACAUGUAUGUGGUUAAUAGUUAACACUACAAAGGCUUGAAAGAGUCAUAGCCAAACUUGAAUGUCUACGAGUAUAUUCCGAUUAUGUAUUUUAUAGUGUACCCAUAAGGUAGUUCUAUGCUAUGUGACACUACAUUAUCCUAUAUACAUUCAGCAGUGGAAUUCAUUAACACAAGUUACAUAUCUUAAGCAGAUUACAAAUUGAGGUUCAAUUACUAUGUUUUGCAUAGAAUGUAUCUUAUAAUAUAACAGUAAGGGCCCAUUUACACCAUUUAUGCUUUUUACAUGCAGAAUUCCACUUGGAAAAUACUGAGCAGCAGCCUCCCAUUGUUCUCAAUGGGAUUUUACUGCACCAUUCACAAUAUGAAAUUUCUGCUGUAGAAAUUCUGGACCCCAGACUCCACUGAAAGAAUGAAUAUGUUCAUUCUUCCGGUGGACUCUGCUCUGAAAUGCAUUGCCAUCUAUUGAGAUGGGGCAUGUCCGAGUAAUCCUCCAGAUGGAAUUCGCGCCUAAAUGAGCCCUACUUGUUAAAGGGAAUGUGCCAUCAAAAAAUGACCUAUUGUACAAAUCAAGUUUUUAUGUUAAUCAUAUUUUUUAAAGAAUUUAUGAUGAUAUUUGUUUCUAAUUUUCCAUUUUCUAACUAUAGUAUAAAAUAAUUCUUAACCUUGCUGUUUUCAGUCUGGCCACUAGGGCUAAAACUAAGCUUCCUGUCCCGUCUAUGAUGAUAAGGAGGAGGUUGCUAGAAAGUGAUCUUUACAGCAUUACAGCAAAGGGUGACACCUGUAUAAAGACAAAACAAAUGGAGCUCAGCCUUCCCUCCCAUUGUAGAAUGACCUCUGUACAGGUCAGAGAGCAUGCUUAUAAACAUGUCCCAUACAAAGAAUAGGGUCUGGAGAUGUUCAUUGUGUCUAUGUCCCUGGAGCUUGCAGUAAAGCAUACCACUAAAUGCUGUUAAAAAAAAGCUCAGACAAAAUGGCUGCUCACAUAAUAAUGUAGUAAAAUACCCCCAAAAAAUUACAGAAAAUAGGAACAAAUUAGAUAAAGAAUGUUUCAGUAUCUAGCUCUAAUCAUAAAAAAAAUCUACGUAAUAAAUACAUCAUACAUAUAUAUAUCACAUAUACAUAUCAUAAAAAAACAUGUAUUUUAUGGAGAUACUGGAGGGGUAGAUAACUGCAUUAUUUUUAUGUAAAGAUAUUUAUGAAAAUAUUGGAUAUGUCGAAACGUGACAGUGAUUUAUAAGGUCUUUAUAGUGCAUGGGGAAGGAUCUUUUUGUUUUUCAAUUUUUUUCUUUUUUUUUAAAGAUGUCAUAUACUUUCCUAAAACAGGCUGGAAUUCUGGGUACUAGCAGAAGCCAUAUAUCAAGUACAGUUACAUUCUCUUCCAUAAAAUUCAGAGGCACGCAAUUCCUGGACCUGCCAUAGGAGGCAUAUGUAACACCUUUUUACACAGCAGCCCCUUUCUGUAAGCCAGAAUUGGUUGUAUUUUAGAUGAGUUGUAGUUUAGAAGGCCCAGUUCCAGACUAUGUGGCGCUACUUCACAUUUGGUCAAGACCUUAAAGGGGUACUCGGGUGGAAAUUUGUUUUUUUU
This is a messenger RNA of Hyla sarda, 2623 nucleotides long. RefSeq names its product BAG cochaperone 2 (gene BAG2). Bases 386 to 1018 code for a protein of 210 amino acids. The record is from RefSeq and is a predicted model, not a curated record. Gene Ontology annotation, biological process: protein stabilization. NCBI's taxonomy places the organism in Eukaryota, Metazoa, Chordata, Amphibia, Anura, Hylidae. The transcript has 3 exons. Gene Ontology annotation, molecular function: protein-folding chaperone binding; adenyl-nucleotide exchange factor activity.